Andrographis paniculata is the source of this 647-nucleotide messenger RNA. RefSeq names its product protein LURP-one-related 10-like. The transcript has 3 exons. Bases 1 to 618 code for a protein of 205 amino acids. Lineage: Eukaryota; Viridiplantae; Streptophyta; Magnoliopsida; Lamiales; Acanthaceae. The record is from RefSeq and is a predicted model, not a curated record.
AUGCUUGCAAGAACAAUGAACCCAAUGCACGAAAUGAAGGGCGAUAUGUCUGCUGUAAUAAGCCCUCGAUUCUGCCAUCAAUAUCCUGUCCAUCUGACUGUUGUUAGAAACCCCAUAGCCGUAACUGACAGCGGCAAGUAUUUGAUCACCGAUGAAAAGGCCCACCACUUGUUGGGCGUUAAGGAGACGCUGUGGAGCAUUCAUGGCCGCCACGUCAUCACGGAUACUGAGACGAAUCCCAUUGCCACCUGCAAGAAAAAGCUGUUUAGUGGUCUCAAAAAAUGGCAAGUCUUUCAAGGAAGUAGCUCGAACCUACUCUUCACUGCCAAGAACUGCUCCCCUAUCCACUCAAAGAUCGAAGUUGAGGUGUACUUAGCUGGCAACAAGAAACAGGAUUAUUUUUGGGAUUUUAAGGUUGGUGGGUGCUGGAAGGAGAGGUCUUUUGUUGUGUACGAUAGAGACUUCAAACCCAUUGCUCGAAUGGAGAAGAAGUCGAGAGGAACCAGCAUCCUUGGGAAGGAGACGUUCCAUCUGACCGUUUCUUCCAAAGUGGAUUAUGCCUUCAUAGUUACUUUGGUUGUCCUACUUUGUGAGGCCAAAGAAGAUAAGGAAAAUUAAUUGACGCGGAGUAUUUUCAAUUGUAUUUG